This is a messenger RNA of Odobenus rosmarus divergens (Pacific walrus), 525 nucleotides long. RefSeq names its product transmembrane protein 140 (gene TMEM140). Lineage: Eukaryota; Metazoa; Chordata; Mammalia; Carnivora; Odobenidae. Bases 16 to 519 code for a protein of 167 amino acids. The record is from RefSeq and is a predicted model, not a curated record. The transcript has a single exon.
CUCUUCCUGGCCAUCAUGGCUGUCACGGCGGCGGCCAUCUCCCUGCUCUUCUAUGCUCUCCUCUGGAAGGCCGGCAACCUCACAGACCUGCCCAACCUCAGAGUCGGCUUCUACAACUUCUGCCUGUGGGACCAGGGCACCGGCUCCCUGCGGUGCCGCCAGUUCCCUGAGCUGGAGGCCCUGGGCGUGCCGCGGGUUGGCCUGGCCCUGGCCAGGCUUGGUGCAUAUGGGGCCCUGGUCUUCACGCUCUUCGUCCCCCUGCCUCUCUUCCUGGCCUGGUGCAACAGCAGCGACGGAGAGUGGCGGCUGGCGGUGGGCUUCCUGGCCAUGUCCUCCACGCUGCUGGCCGGCGGCCUGGGCCUCUUCCUCACCUACACCUGGAAGUGGGUCAGGCUCUCCCUGCUGGAGCCCGGGUUUCUAGCUCUGGGCACCGCGCAGGCCUUACUCGUCGUCUUGCUCAUGGCCACGAUCCUGUUUCCUCAGAGGGCGGAGGACAAGAGCAAGCUGGACAACUACUAGGUCUGU